CGUCAUGAACCAAUCAUGACCGCGUUAUUUAAUCUUAUUUUCUGUACAACAUAUCUUCAACCUUUCAUUCAACGCAACCAAUCAUGUCUACCUCCAAAACAUCUGAUCUAUAUGCGGUCGCAGAUUUCUGCCUCAUUCCUAUGGGCACAGGAGAGUCCUCGGUCGCGGAGGAAAUCGCAGAAUGUCAGAGGAUCUUGAAGAAAUCAGGCCUGAAGUUUGAACUGCACGGUUAUGGAACCAACCUUGAAGGCCCCUGGAGCGAAGUCACCAAAGCUAUCCAUGACUGCCACGCCGCAGUCCAUGAAAAGGGGGCCCCGCGUAUUGCUACGGAUAUUCGCAUCGGCACUCGAGUUGAUAGGGACACUGCCCCAGGCGACGGUAAUGCUGGCAAAGUCAGGCGCGUCGAGGAGAUACUGGCUAAAGAUUGAUACAGCGCAAGAAGGAUAAUCACUUGUUUGUACAGUAAAAGAUUAAUACAGAUGAUUGGCUAGU
Molecule: messenger RNA, 492 nt
Organism: Serpula lacrymans var. lacrymans S7.9
Lineage: Eukaryota; Fungi; Basidiomycota; Agaricomycetes; Boletales; Serpulaceae
Exons: 7
Coding region: 84-428 (114 amino acids)
Cellular component (GO): cytosol
Source: RefSeq, a predicted model, not a curated record